Molecule: messenger RNA, 747 nt
Organism: Ilyonectria robusta
Lineage: Eukaryota; Fungi; Ascomycota; Sordariomycetes; Hypocreales; Nectriaceae
Product: GPI biosynthesis protein family Pig-F-domain-containing protein
Exons: 2
Coding region: 1-747 (248 amino acids)
Biological process (GO): GPI anchor biosynthetic process
Cellular component (GO): endoplasmic reticulum membrane
Source: RefSeq, a predicted model, not a curated record
AUGUCGACGACCUUGACAAAGGGCGCCUCCGCCCAGCCGCCCGCCCCCAAGGCCGCCGUCCCCGUGGUUCCGCUCCUCAACAGCCCGAUCGCCGUCCCUGCCUCCAUCGCGCACCCGUUACUACUCGCAGGCCUGUUCGCCUGGCGAUUCGAGGCCCUGGUGGCCGACCCCGUGUCCACGCUGCAAACGGCCUUGCCCGUCGUCGCGGUCAUCCAGGCGACCUAUGCGACGCUAUGUCUCCCAGCCGCGGGGUCUUCGGGCGCAAAGGCGUCUAAGAAGCCGCGUCUUGGGGAGAAGAAAAAGACGUUUGCGGCACCAAACCACAUUGCUAACGCAGUUAUUUCCCUCCUCCUCGUCGCGAUGUUAACGCCCGCCCUCCACGUCCUCUUCGUUCUCUUUGGCGCUCCGUUCCUUACUCAUAUCGCCCACACCUUUCUCUGCUGCGCGCACUUCGCCGUCCUCGCCAUAUUCCCCAUCUUCUACGUCCGCGGCUCCGACCCCGUAGCGCUGCAGGCCGUGCUAGGAGCCUCGGCUCCGUUGGACCAGACGUUUGGUGGUUUGGCAGGCGCCACCAUCGGUGCGUGGCUGGGCGCCGUACCCAUCCCGCUCGACUGGGACCGCGAGUGGCAGAAGUGGCCCGUCACCAUCGUGGUCGGCGCCUAUUUGGGGUAUAUCGUCGGGUCCAAGGUUCUGGGCACCGCCUUCUACGGCAAGCGAUGGGCGACCUCUGGGCCCAAGGAGGAAUAG